Messenger RNA from Penicillium cinerascens, 3339 nucleotides. RefSeq names its product calcium/hydrogen antiporter. The coding region runs from base 1 to 3339 and encodes 1112 amino acids. The transcript has 5 exons. Lineage: Eukaryota; Fungi; Ascomycota; Eurotiomycetes; Eurotiales; Aspergillaceae. The record is from RefSeq and is a predicted model, not a curated record. Gene Ontology annotation, molecular function: calcium:proton antiporter activity. Gene Ontology annotation, cellular component: membrane; endomembrane system. Gene Ontology annotation, biological process: calcium ion transmembrane transport; intracellular calcium ion homeostasis.
AUGGCGGGAGAUAAGAAAGAUCCCGAGAACCCAGGCUCGACUCGGCCGGCGAUGACUGGCAGUGAAAACGUCGCAGGGUCUUCGGUACCUCCUAUGAGGUCAACGCCCUCGGUGCGGAGAAGCUAUGGGACUUUGGAUACGUAUAACUUCGACACAGCCUCCGAAUUACGCCAGGAAGAGGAAGACGAAUUCUCCAGUUACGCUUUUACCUCCUCUGCGGCCCCGGACCGGCCCAGGAAACCCUCGGUGACCCGUCGCAUGUCAUCCAAACGACCUGUCAAAAAGGGACGGGAGUUCUCGACUGACGAUGAUGUCAAAGAGGUCGAGGAAGAUUUCGCCCUACAGCAGGCUCCCGCAACUCCGCAGUCCCCCAGAAUUCGUCCCUCGCGUGCACAGAGCUCCAUCUUGAGACGACGAAUGAGUGCUCGGCCCAGCCCACUGGCCAGAGCGGACUCGGACAAUUUGAGUGGGGAUGAGACCGGGCUGCCGGAUCCGAGCAUGGAGGCUUCUGGCGAGCUUCCCUCUAUUCGUCUAUCCGAUGGGGGCAGCGAUGCGGAGAGCGUCGAUCACGACCAAGACAUCGAGGAAGAUGAAGACGAAACUAGCGAUGCCGAGAGCUUUACCUUGAAGGACCGACAGCAAGCCAUCAACGAGACCCAUCCAUUCGGAAUCAGAAUCUGGAAACCAGCCAUUUACAAGAAGAGUCGCUCGGUCGAAAAGACUGCAGACGGGGAUAUUCACUCGUCCCCCGGAGGUCGUGUGCACCCCAUAGUAUUUUGGGGCAACUUCUUAUGGUCCUUGGUUUUUGGAUGGUGGCUUGCUCUUGCUGCCCUGCUGGCUGCGGCUGCCUGCUUUUUCUUUGCCUAUUCGUCCAGCGCGGUGGCUUAUGGCCGGGUCUUCUGGGGCCUAUCGCGCUAUUUGCUCUACCCAUUCGGGUCCUUUGUUCUCUUGGAAACUGACGAACACUACGCGGAAGAAGACGAAGGCGAGGGACGCAGUAUCAGCGAAUAUGAGCAGUGGCAGAACGGUGAUCUGGAACAUGGCCGCCUCUUCUUUGGCCCCCGCAGGGAUCGCUCGCUGGUUGGGCGUCGCCGGAACAGUGUAGAUUCGGCCGGAGAACAAGACAGCCUCCUGGGCCGACCUCAGCGCGGGCAGGAAGACUCGCAGUUCAAUCAUUCGAAACGCCGUCUCUUUGGCCGUGGGGAAUGGACUCUCGGCCGCGUGGUGUUUUUUGUAUUCUUCUAUUUCCUCGUGGGCCCGUUGAUGCUUGCCGUGUCCCUCGUCUGCUGGCUGCUGGUAUUUUGGAUCCCGAUGGGCCGGGUGACGACCAUUCUGGUGAGCCAUCUCCGGCGCCAUCCUCUUGCGCUAUCGUUCCAUUCCGAUACAUCCCACGCUAGACUCAGUACUGCUGCAUCGUCGCCCUCUAUCCUCUUGUGCACCUAUCGAGCUGCCGGAACGAGAUACUGGAAGUACACGAUUGACGGCACAAACAUCUUCUUCAUCAACCUGCUCGGGCUGGUCGUUUUCGUAAUUGUCGACUACCACCUCCUGAGCAAAUUCCUGGGCAUGCAGAGCUGGUUGACGCACCCGGGACUUAUCUUCACUCUUUCUCUGAUCUCCAUCAUCCCUUUGGCCUACUUCAUCGGCCAGGCCGUGGCUUCGAUCUCGGCCCAGUCCUCAAUGGGCUUGGGUGCCGCCAUCAAUGCAUUUUUCUCGACCAUCGUGGAGGUGUAUCUAUACUGCGUUGCCUUGACCGAAGGCAAGGCCCAGCUCGUUGAAGGGUCUAUCAUUGGCAGUAUCUUUGCGGGUGUUUUGUUUUUGCCCGGUCUAUCCAUGUGCUUCGGCGCCAUCAAGCGUAAAACACAGCGGUUCAAUGUGAAAUCGGCCGGUGUAACCUCGACGAUGUUGCUGUUUGCCGUGAUCGCUGCUUUUGGGCCCACCCUCUUCUACCAGGUUUAUGGCAGUCACGAGUUGAACUGUCAUGCGUGCACCGGGCCACUCGACGCGGAGAGCCGAGACUGUCGCCAAUGCUACUUUUCGCAAACCGCAACGGUUCAGGAUAAGUUCUUUGAGAAAGCCGUUCAACCUUAUGCCUGGUUCGCUGCCUUACUUCUCUUCCUGUCCUACGUCAUCGGCCUGUGGUUUACGCUCAGGACCCAUGCGGCCCUGAUCUGGGCCGAGCAUGAAGAGAAAGAGAAAAGGGCCGCCAAUAUGGGUGCCGACUCGUUGACGUAUGAGCCAAGGCACGUGCUUUUCCCAUCCGGUGGUCCCGAAGCAUCCGGCGCCAAUUCCAGUCAAAAGGACUCCAUUCGGGAAUCCCAUCUGUACAAGCGAAUCCUAGGCCAAUCGCUAAGAUAUGUUGGUUUGGAGGAUGGUAGCUCGGGUAACUGGGAGCAGACGGACUGCGGCUCCACGGCGGAUAACAGGGGCAACAUACCCCAUCUUGUGCCUCCGCGAUCUGGUGGCGAUGCUACUCGUCCUGCACCAAAGGCUAUCCGCGGCUUGACAGGAGAGGAUAACGAGCGCCUGGUGCGACAAGUCGCGGAGGUUGCGGCCACGGCGGCCGCAGUAGCUGCUCGAGAUGCUACUCGAAGUCGCAAGCUUGGCCCAUCACAGACUGCCGGACGACAGGCCGGCCGCGCUCUUGCCGAGCAGGUCAAGCCCCCAGGGGAAGAACAGGAAGACGUUGGCCUCGUCGUAGAGCCCACCAAUGCUGGUGGAGGACAUGAUGCCCCGAAUUGGAGUAAAGCCAAGAGCUCCAUCAUUCUGUUGGGUGCCACACUGCUCUAUGCGGUCAUUGCAGAAAUCCUGGUCAACACGGUGGACGUGGUGCUGGAGAGUGUUGAUAUCGAUGAGAAGUUCUUGGGUAUCACUCUGUUCGCCUUGGUACCCAACACGACCGAAUUCCUGAAUGCUAUCUCAUUUGCUAUGAAUGGCAACAUCGCGCUGUCGAUGGAAAUUGGUUCUGCCUAUGCACUCCAGGUCUGCCUGUUGCAGGUGCCGGCUCUAGUUCUGUUCAGUGCCCUCUAUACUCGCGGUAUUGAUGCAGCCUCCCUGGCGAGCCACUCCUUUAACCUCAUCUUCCCCCAAUGGGACAUGAUCACCGUGAUCCUGUGCGUCUUCCUGCUGUCGUACGUCUAUGGCGAAGGCAAGAGCAAUUACUUCAAGGGAUCCAUCCUUGUUCUCACGUAUCUCGUGAUCAUCGUCGGGUUUUACCUAUCCGGAUACAGCAACAUGGAGAACAUGGGUGUGGAUCGAUUCGAUACUCUCGCUCUGGGUGCCAGCCGGUCCGAGAAGUUCUACACCAUCGGCCGCUCCACCACCGGCGUGGCAUACUAA